This is a messenger RNA of Ctenopharyngodon idella (grass carp), 3644 nucleotides long. RefSeq lists its product as uncharacterized. The transcript is spliced from 15 exons. The record is from RefSeq and is a predicted model, not a curated record. NCBI's taxonomy places the organism in Eukaryota, Metazoa, Chordata, Actinopteri, Cypriniformes, Xenocyprididae. Bases 198 to 971 code for a protein of 257 amino acids.
UGAACUUUGAACAGUGUGCCUAUGAUGACAUGACUGAUAAACACUCAUUACUGUGGGAUGGAGGGGAAAGAUAAACCUCGGGCCAUGUAGACUUCAUUUCGACAGUAGCCUCGAGGAAGCCUGCUACUGCUCUUCUUCUUCCUCUUCUUCUUUUGUUUAAUUAUAUUGCAAAGCUUGGAUUAACAUCUCUCAAGACCAUGACUAUCGGCAAGAGCUCCAAAAAGAACAAGGCCCCUCGUUCUCCUCCUUUCCUGGACAAGGCUAAUGGAUUCUAUGGGCGCUUGGAUGACACGUUUGGAGACGAUGUACAGUUGGAGGGAGAAACCACAGAAGAGCAGAUUGCAGCCUUGAACCGGACCAGCCAAGACAAUGGGACAGUUCCAGGUUGGAUAGAAGAGGAUGACCAUGUGGUUGAUUUUAACCAGGGUAUGAUGGAUGAUGAUGGGACCACUUUACUGAAGAGAAAGCCCAGCAGACUAAGUCUCCGCUGGAGCAGGAUGAGCUCCAGGAAGGCAAAAUAUGACAAAUUUUCCUCACACAAAGGACCGGGUAAUGAGACCAACAAAUCCACCUCUGUAGAUUUAAACCCAGAAGUGCCACCAACAACUCAAACCCCUGAAAACAGUGGAGAACCAGAACCAACAAUGGUCCAUUUCUCUGCGAGGGAACAUGCUGAUGACCAGAUUCUGAUAUCAGGGAAGAAGGAAGGAGAUGGGGAAUUUGAAGACACAAGAAAAGAGAAGAAGACAGAAGGCAAUUUGAAUGGAGAGGCAAUGGAAAUUGUAAAGAGGAACACUCUCAAGAAUUAUCGCAAGGCCAUGGACAGAGCUUUCCGUCGAGGAUGGGAGACUUUCGUUGCCAAUCUGUACAGUGUGACACUGACACCCAUAUCAUCAACCUCUUCUUCAUCCACACUAUCAGACAAAACUGAAUUGAGCAGGAAUCGUGUUUUAGCAGAAUUCAGAUCAUGAAAAGAAUGACCUGUAUAUAUUUUCAAAUUGAUGAAUAAUUUCAUUUAUUAAUUUAAAUGUGCUCAGAUAUUUAAUAUGCAUUGUUGUUUUCUGCAUAAAACUGAUAGCUGCUGAUCUUGUUUUAAAAUGAUCAUUAUGUAACCUGACAUGAGAGGUCAAUAUUUGAACUUUUUAUCAGUGUAUGAAUUUGUUAUCACAGCACUAACUAAUGAGGCGUGUACCUGAUCUUUGUUCCCUCGUAAGGAAACAAGAGGCCAAUGGUAUUAAAUGUCUCUUUUUUUGAUGCGAUAAUGUUUUUGAGCUGUGAACAGAAGCAGAGUUUCUGUACUUUGGCCAUGAAAAUGUAUUCUUCCAGGCUAUGUACCAAAGGGUUAACUCUUAAAAACGAAUCUGGGAGCUCAAAGAUUAAAAAAAAAAAAAGUCAUCAAAAGGGACAGCAUCACUGGCAGUGAAGUAAAUAACUGAGCCAUAAGAUGGAGUGAAGAUGGCUUUUGUGUUCUGUAGACUUAUUUAUCUUCUGUAUCUUACCCACCAUUUCCUAAUGUCACAUAGGUGAAAUUAGGUUUUUUUUUUUGUGUGUGUGUGUGUGUGUGUGUGUGUGUGAAAUGUCUUGUUUUAUCUGGGUUGUGACAUUAAAUAAAUGUUAAUAAAAAAGGAAAAGUGAAAAAAACUCAAUUUGCUUAAAACUUAAUUGAUUCUGUUCUAUCGUACAAAAGUAUUGUUUUGAAAAGAAUGGUAUAUGCUAUUCUUUACACAGAAAAAUAGUCAAGAAAUAAAUGUUUAACAAUGUGGUUGAUAUGGUUCAUUCAUCACACUAGAAAUGGAAGGUCAAAUCAGAUACAUUUCAUUGUGGGAUGAGCCUACUAUAUCCCAUGCAGUGUGCUCUAUUUAAUACUGGACAUUUGACUAAUGGGGUGGGUCAUCUGGGUAUUCGAUGCAUACAGAAAAUGAGCAUAUGCACUGUAUACAUGCUACAUAUAGAUAUAGACUGGCCCUCUAUGUGUUUAUUUCAGCAUGGUUUUUGUGUGGGGUCAAAAUGCCCCUAGGCAUGCAUCACCGAUUGGGUAAAAAUAUUUACAGACAUUUUGAAACUCUGUAACGCAAGAUGUGGAUGUUUAGGAAUUCUUCUAAUAAAUACAAUUAGUAUAUUUUUCAGAGAUGUCAAAGUAGCUUUGGGGUCAAUUUGACCCCCAGACAUUACAGAAGGGUUAGACUAGAGUGAGCAUUGCUAUUUCCAAGUCUAAUGUACUAUUGCAUCGGUGCCUAUAUGAAUGCCAUCUAGUGGAAAAUGUGAAGCUUGAAAAAAAAAAAAAAAAAAAAGAGAGUUAUGAUUUUCAUCUACUUUACAAACUAUCAUGGAACAAAGCGCACUAGUUCUACACCUAUACUUAUGUGCUAGUACUACUCAUACGUGUGUUAUACGCUCAAAUUAGUACAUUGUUUAGCCUCUCAGCGUCUCAUCUGCUGCAUUUAUUAUUUUGCAAUUCAGAAUGUGUAUUAUGUGCACAAGAAUUAACAUCAUUUUCAUCUACAUUUUGUGCCGUUAUAGUUUAUCUAUUUGUUUAAUUUUAAUGCACAAGCAAAAAUGUAUGCUGGCGCUUUUAAUAUAAUCCAGUAACCUUAUUGGUUGUUGUAAAAUGGGCGUGGAUUUCACAUGUGACAAUAAUAAAAAGCGACGAGACCUUCGUUUCGUCCAUUUUGCUGCAGCUUCAUCAUUGCCAUGACCGCGACGAGCACGAAGUCCCUGGGAUCAUGGGAUGGUUCCAUACAUUUUGCUGGGAUGAGGCAGAGGCCUGUUAAAUUCAAGUUUCUAUGCAGUCUGCUGGGAUGAGGCAGAGGACUGUUAAAUUAAGGUUGCCUGCACAUGAACUUGGAGUGCAUGAUGUCCAUAGAUGCUGUAUUGGUGGUUCCCACUUUUGUCCUGGUGGCAAUAGUGUGGUUGUCGUCAUGUUCAGGUAUCAUCUGCACAAAAUGACCUAACCAAGGACUGGUAUCUUUCAAAGGACUAUUUGUCCAACACUGUCAAGUCCUUUAGUGGUACCAGGUUGCACACCUGAAGUCUUUAACAGUAGGUGCUGCCUGACAUGAAGUCAUCCAAAAAAUGGGACUACAGUGGCAGUUCUGUGCCUACCCUUGGGAAGUUCUGUACCCACUUCAUACUGAAGAUGGUGGUUCCAUGACUGGCUGAUUUAAGGAUCUUGUCCUGUGUGCCCAGGUUGCCCCUGUUGUAACUUGAUGCCGGUGUUUUGUUGACCUUUUUUUUUUAAAGGUUUGUGGUUUCAUUGUUUGAGUUCAUUCAUUUUCUUUUUAACUGAUGACUUCAUAUCGCCCCAGUCUGAUGUGUCAUGACUGAUUGAUAACUCUGAUAAAUGUAAUGAGUCAAAGGUACUGGUUUAAGAAACUGACUUGUACUGACCUCCCCUAUUUUCCCCCUUUUCUCCCAGGUCACUUAAAUAGUAUCUGGGGAGAAGUUCAAUUGUGGAUGAAACCUUGAUUUGUUGGCUCCUGUAGUAUGCUGAACUGUGGGGUUUUUUUUUUUUUUUUUUUUCUCCUCCUCCCCCAACUUUACUUGUAAUAAAGUCAACUUAAUGUAUUACUGCUUUUUGGGAAGUGUCCCCUCUACAUGUUGACAUUAAGUAGUUUGCUAAAUAAAUGGACUUGCUGAAUUUCAAA